CUUCCGGACUGUGCGGUCCACAUGCAGGAAGUGAGUUUUCAUCGACUGCUGCAGCCUCCCAGUGUCCGUGGAAAUCAGGAACUCCAGCUGUGGGGAACGGACACUUUAUUACACAUCACACGUUCUGUAUUCUCUCUGAUUCACCGAGGAUGGACAAGGACAGGAGUCACAGGACUGAGAGGAUAAUAAAUAUCACCCUGGAGAUCAUCUACCUGCUGACUGGGGAGGAUUACACAAUCGUGAAGAAGACAUCCAAUGGGUGUGAGACACCCAGCAGCCAUCCCCAUGUAUCAGGAGGACUGAGAAGAACCCAGAGCCCAAUCACGGUGCCUCCACCUCACUCACUGACACAUGAGAGACACAAUGACAAGAAGAUCCUGGAACUCACCAACAAGAUCAUUCAGCUGCUGACUGGAGAGGAGGGGGAGUAUAUAGAGGAACACAGGGGUCUGUACAAGGACGUGAUGAUGGAGAAUCACCGGCCCCUCACAUCACCUGGUCUAGAUGAAGGACUAAGACUAGGUUCCUUGAAGGUUCAAGUUUCGGCUCUCUCCAUCCUAUUUCAACAGCGGUUAGCGUCCUUACAAGAGGUUCAAACCUUUUUACAGGGGGUUCUGAGGAUACAACCUCCUUUCCGUCCUCCCACUGCGCAGUGGGACUUAGAUUUGUAG
This is a messenger RNA of Pseudophryne corroboree (corroboree frog), 671 nucleotides long. RefSeq names its product oocyte zinc finger protein XlCOF29-like. Bases 150 to 671 code for a protein of 173 amino acids. Lineage: Eukaryota; Metazoa; Chordata; Amphibia; Anura; Myobatrachidae. The record is from RefSeq and is a predicted model, not a curated record. The transcript is spliced from 5 exons.